AACGUUUGCAAUUGAAUUAUGUUCAGUAAAGUUUAUUAAUUAAAUAGAGAAAUGGUCCAACUGAAACAGGUCUCAUUGCGCCUGAAGUCGAUAAAGAACAUUCAGAAAAUUACGAAAACAAUGAAGAUGGUUUCUGCCAGCAAGUUUACAAAAGCAGAACGCGAACUACAAGCAGCUAGACCCUUCGGGUAUGGUCCUCGCAAAUUCUACGAGGCGAGUCACUUAGUGCUGGAUAGAGUGGAGGCUAAGAAGGAUGAGAAGAACAAAGAGCAACCACCUCCGGAACCAACUCUUGAAAACACUGAAGACACAAAGAAAUUUAAAAGAAUUUAUGUAGCAGUCACUUCUGAUAGAGGUUUGUGUGGCGGUGUACAUAGCGGAGUAGCACGGCGCAUCCGACGUGAAAUGAAUGCAAGGAAAGCCGAGGCCCCUACCCACAAGUUGGUCUGCAUAGGAGAAAAGUCACGCGCACUACUCCGCCGGACCUUCUCAGACAAUAUGCUCGUCUGCGUAAAAGACAUCGGACGCAUAGCUCCGGUGUUCGCAGAUGCGUCGGUGAUGGCGACAGCCAUUACCGACGCUGGGUACUCGUAUGAGAUCGGCGAGAUAUACUACAACAAAUACUUCACGCCUGUCAAGUACGAAAUGACUAUUGUGCCGUUCUUCAAUAAGUUUAAAAUUGAGUCAGCACCUAACAUCAACGUGUUUGAUGACAUGGACACUGAUCAGCUGGAGUGCUACGCGGAAUGGACCCUCGCAGCUCUCCUCUAUUAUGCACUGAAGGAAGGCGCCGCCAGCGAGCAGUCAGCACGCAUGGCCGCUAUGGAUAACGCCACCAAGAACGCAGCCGAAAUGAUCCGCAAGCUGACGCUACUCUUCAACAGGACCCGACAGGCCGUCAUCACCAGAGAACUCAUCGAGAUUAUAUCAGGAGCCGCCGCGCUUAAGUAGCCAAGUCAAGAGCAUCAGGCGUUUAGGUAUGCAUUUACUAGUCAAGCAGGCUGCGGUAUACAUCAAUUUGGAAAAGUAAUUACAAAAUCCAAUCAAUGUAAACAGGCAAUUUUUGAGGAUGUAAAUGGAUUAAAGUUUCGAGUUUUGUUAAUCUUUCACGCAAACAAUAUUGAAUAGAUUCGUAUGAGAAUUAGUUCAAACUACUUAGUAGGUAUUCUUUUGACCCGUGCUGCCAGGGCUAUAGAAGCAACUACACAGCUUACUUAUACAGCUUAUUUAUAUAUUAUGAUUGUAACUAAAGUAAGGUGCUAGAUAACGAGGUAGAAUGUGCUUUAAAUAUCUCAUUACGGCAGUACUGAAAUUUGUACACAGUAAUAAAGCCA
Messenger RNA from Achroia grisella, 1334 nucleotides. RefSeq names its product ATP synthase subunit gamma, mitochondrial-like. Bases 52 to 951 code for a protein of 299 amino acids. Gene Ontology annotation, molecular function: proton-transporting ATP synthase activity, rotational mechanism. Gene Ontology annotation, biological process: proton motive force-driven ATP synthesis. The record is from RefSeq and is a predicted model, not a curated record. The transcript is spliced from 5 exons. NCBI's taxonomy places the organism in Eukaryota, Metazoa, Arthropoda, Insecta, Lepidoptera, Pyralidae.